This is a messenger RNA of Leopardus geoffroyi (Geoffroy's cat), 1589 nucleotides long. It is a transcript of the gene TSG101, whose product is annotated as tumor susceptibility 101. NCBI's taxonomy places the organism in Eukaryota, Metazoa, Chordata, Mammalia, Carnivora, Felidae. Bases 164 to 1339 code for a protein of 391 amino acids. Gene Ontology annotation, biological process: protein transport; protein modification process; endosome to lysosome transport. The record is from RefSeq and is a predicted model, not a curated record. Gene Ontology annotation, molecular function: ubiquitin binding. The transcript is spliced from 10 exons. Gene Ontology annotation, cellular component: ESCRT I complex.
CGUCAGGGAAGCGGAAGAGCUGGCCUGGUGGCCGACUUCCUGUUGUUAGAGGCGGGGGGGUGGGGGGCUGGCUACUAGGUGUGUGAUUGUGUGGGGCGGCCUGGGGCGGCCCCGGAGCGGCUGACCCUCUGCCUUCGGGGACGGGAGUCGCCAGGCGGCCGCCAUGGCGGUGUCAGAGAGCCAGCUCAAAAAAAUGGUGUCCAAGUACAAAUACAGAGACCUAACUGUACGCGAAACUGUCAAUGUUAUUACUUUAUACAAAGAUCUCAAACCUGUGUUGGAUUCAUAUGUUUUUAAUGAUGGCAGUUCCAGGGAACUAAUGAACCUCACUGGAACAAUUCCUGUGCCUUAUAAAGGUAAUAUAUAUAAUAUUCCAAUAUGCCUGUGGCUGCUGGACACAUACCCAUAUAAUCCCCCUAUCUGUUUUGUUAAACCUACUAGUUCAAUGACUAUUAAAACAGGAAAGCAUGUUGAUGCAAACGGGAAGAUAUAUCUUCCUUAUCUACAUGAAUGGAAACAUCCACAGUCAGACUUGUUGGGGCUUAUUCAGGUCAUGAUUGUGGUGUUUGGAGAUGAACCUCCAGUCUUCUCUCGUCCUACUAUUUCGGCAUCUUAUCCAUCAUACCAGGCAACAGGGCCACCAAAUACUUCCUAUAUACCAGGCAUGCCAAGUGGAAUCUCUGCAUAUCCAUCUGGAUAUCCUCCCAACCCCAGUGGCUACCCAGGCUGUCCUUACCCACCUGGUGGUCAGUAUCCUGCCACAGCGAGUUCUCAGUAUCCUUCCCAGCCUCCAGUGGCCACUGUUGGUCCCAGUAGGGAUGGCACCAUCAGUGAGGACACCAUCCGAGCCUCUCUCAUCUCAGCAGUCAGUGACAAGCUGAGAUGGCGAAUGAAGGAGGAAAUGGAUCGCGCCCAGGCCGAGCUCAAUGCCUUGAAACGAACAGAGGAAGACCUGAAAAAAGGUCACCAGAAACUGGAAGAGAUGGUCACCCGUUUAGAUCAAGAAGUAGCUGAGGUUGAUAAAAACAUAGAACUUUUGAGAAAGAAGGAUGAAGAACUCAGUUCUGCUCUGGAGAAAAUGGAAAAUCAGUCUGAAAACAAUGAUAUUGAUGAAGUUAUCAUUCCCACAGCCCCACUAUACAAACAAAUCCUAAAUCUGUAUGCAGAAGAAAAUGCUAUUGAAGACACUAUCUUUUACCUGGGAGAAGCCUUGAGACGGGGAGUAAUAGAUCUGGAUGUCUUCCUGAAGCAUGUACGUCUUCUGUCCCGUAAACAGUUCCAGCUGAGGGCACUAAUGCAAAAAGCAAGAAAGACUGCCGGUCUCAGUGACCUCUACUGACUUCUCUGAUAUCAGCUGGAGAUUGAGCUCUUCUUAAAGCAUUCUUUUCUUCUCUUUCUUUCUCUUAUCAGUAGGUGCCCAGAAUAAGUUAUUGCAGUUUAUCAUUCAAGUGUAAAAUAUUUUGAAUCAAUAAUAUAUUUUCUGUUUUCUUUUGGUAAAGACUGGCUUUUAUUAAUGCACUUUCUAUCCUCUGUAAACUUUUUGUGCUGAAUGUUGGGACUGACUAUGCUAAAUAAAAUUUGUUGCAUAA